This is a messenger RNA of Symbiodinium natans, 948 nucleotides long. The record is from the annotation of a GenBank genome assembly. NCBI's taxonomy places the organism in Eukaryota, Dinophyceae, Suessiales, Symbiodiniaceae.
AUGUGGUGGCUUCUUAGCCACCUGUGCACCUGCCUCGGCAGGGACAAAGCUGCAAACCUCCUCCCCGAGGAGGAGUCUGGAGGGGGAGUUGAUUAUGGCUACGCCGUAGCCAAGAAUGAACGCGCAAGGAUGGAAGAUGCCAUCGACAUCCGAGAAGACGUUGCUGGAUUUAGGCUCUUUGCAGUCUAUGACGGACACGCAGGGAGUGCAGCUGUCAUGCUCGCGAAGGAAAAUCUCCCCAGAAUCUUGGGACGCUACCUCCAGGACGCUGCGGACGUGGAGGGGGCCAUCAAAGCUGCAUUCCAAGCUGCAGAUGAGGAGGUCAUGCAAGCCCUCUUGGAGAACAAGGCCACGGCUGACAUGGCUGACCUACAAACAUCUUCGGGGACAGUAGCUUGUCUUGGCUUGCUAAAGAACAAGGAGAUGUGGAUUGCCAAUCUGGGUGAUUGCCGCGCUGUAGUGUCCAAUGAUGGCACCGCAGCUGCAAUUUCGUGUGACCACGCCCCGGAGAAGAACGCGGCUGAGGCAGAACGGUUGAAGAAUGCGGGGGUCAGCGUGGAAGCCGGCUAUGUUGACGAGCACGUUGCGGUAUCAAGAGCCUUGGGCAACGUGCGCCUCCACAGUGGCAUCAAGGUGAAUGGCAUCACGAAUGAGCCUGAGGUGUUCCGGGUGGCGAUUGAUGACGCCGUCGACUUCAUCAUGAUUGGGUCAGAUGGCAUCUGGGAUGCACUAAAAGAACAGUUUGCUUCGACUCAUGCCCGCAAGGCACUCCGAACCACGGCAAAGCCGGAGGAUGCCGCAGUUUCGAUCCUGCAAAAUGCGGGCAGGGUCAGCAAGGCAGACAACGCUGCAGUGGUUGUGAUUGUGUUCAAGUUUCCGGAGCCGCUGCCAAAACGGCCAGCGGUGCAAAGAAAAUCCUUGACGGCGUUGCAGGAGUCAGCUGCAUAA